CAGAAGAAGCAUGUGUACGCGUUGUGCCCAACCACUCGAGCAGCUAGCGAACCGUAUCCCAAUCCUUCUCAAAUACUAGUAAUUGCCCAGGUGGUGCUCUAUGGGAGCUCCCCCGACGUGGCAUAGCAACAGCGUGGCACGAACUCAAGGAUCUUGUAGGGCAGGCUUCACCAUGCCUGUCCCGUUCCUGAUGUCCUUAGCGUCCAUCGCAGGAUCCUGGUUGCGGCUGAUGAUUGCAACACUGAAGGAUCACUGUACGACGACCUUGCCUCCUGCAUCCCGCGAGAUGUUGAGCAUAGAGGAAGCUCCUAUGCUAAGGCAUGUAAGGAAUUAGCUAUGUUGUCCAGCUUGAUACAGGUAACUACCCAGGUACCUAAAAUAGUAUGCAUCCUGCAGCUCA
Molecule: messenger RNA, 400 nt
Organism: Dissoconium aciculare CBS 342.82
Lineage: Eukaryota; Fungi; Ascomycota; Dothideomycetes; Mycosphaerellales; Dissoconiaceae
Exons: 1
Coding region: 101-334 (77 amino acids)
Source: RefSeq, a predicted model, not a curated record